AUGGUUUCUUUAAUCAAAUCAAUCCCUGCUCACACAGAUAAAGCAUGGAGCGUCCAUUCCCAUAACACUUUGCCACUUUUGGCAACAGCCCUGAGUGACAAGACAAGUAAGAUCUACAAGCUCUCGAGGCGGAAAAACUUUCCCCAGAUCGCCAAACUUGAAGAGACUCACAAGAGAUCCGUGAGGGCUGUCAACUUCAAACCCCAUUUGACAUCGACGGAUACUCAGUUUAUCGAUCUUCCAGCGUUGGCUUGUGGCUCGUUCGAUUCAACUAUCUCUGUCUGGGGCAUCGAUGAACCAGAGGAGUUCUUGGAUAAUGAAGAUGAUAUGGACGAGGAAGAUGAAAGAGCAACAGAGGCCAGGAAGAGAAGAGAGGCCGACGUACUCACAAGCCCUACAAAUGAGUGGAAUCUUAUGGCAUUGAUAGAGGGUCACGAAAAUGAGAUCAAAUCGGUAGCAUGGAACAAGACGGGGAGGUUUUUGGCGUCCUGUUCGAGAGACAAGACUGUGUGGAUAUGGGAGACGGAUCCUGAAACAUUAGAGGAGUUUGAAUGUGUCUCUGUGUUGAGCGAUCACGAGCAUGAUAUCAAGCACAUAACGUGGCACCCUGCUCAGAACAUCCUAGCCAGCUCCUCAUAUGAUGAUACAAUAAGGCUAUAUAAGCAGGACGAUGACGACGAAGACUGGUCUUGCGUUGGAUUGCUCAAUGGCCACCAGGGAACUGUAUGGUGCUCUGCCUUUGAAGAUCCUCUGUCACCACUUGCAUCAAAUGACACUGUCAGACUUGUUUCCUGUUCUGAUGAUUCCACCGUUCGUAUCUGGACCAGUGCCGCCCCAGAGGAGACAGAAUCCUCAACGGGUUUACCUAGCUCAAUUAAACACCACAGCGCAGAGAUGCCCUGGGAGCUAGAGAAGACGCUUCCUCCUGUUCACAAGUAUGCAAUCUACUCUGUCGCCUGGUCCAAGUCUGGCAAAAUUGCCAGUGCGGGUGCCGAUGGUCAGAUUGCUAUCUACAAGUUUGAUGGAAAAGAUUGGCAGAUUGAUAGCGUUCAAAAUGCUGCCCAUGGGGUCUACGAGAUCAAUUGCCUCACAUGGUGUUUCUUAGAGGAUGGCAGCGAAGUGCUUGUCAGCGUUGGAGAUGACGGACACGUGAACAUAUGGGAAGCAUAA
This is a messenger RNA of Candidozyma duobushaemuli, 1170 nucleotides long. Its product is annotated as iron-sulfur cluster assembly protein. The coding region runs from base 1 to 1170 and encodes 389 amino acids. Gene Ontology annotation, biological process: iron-sulfur cluster assembly. NCBI's taxonomy places the organism in Eukaryota, Fungi, Ascomycota, Pichiomycetes, Serinales, Metschnikowiaceae. The transcript has a single exon. The record is from RefSeq and is a predicted model, not a curated record. Gene Ontology annotation, molecular function: protein binding. Gene Ontology annotation, cellular component: cytosolic [4Fe-4S] assembly targeting complex.